AUGGAAGAAAUUCGAGAUUAUCUAGCUCGUAUCGAACCCAAAAUCCACCACAUUUAUGAGAACAGCGGAGACAUUUCUAGACUUUACCAGAUUUUCGACCCUUUCGGCUACCAGUCGCAAACCGCGACGGCGAGUUUGCAGAUGCCCGUGCCCCUACAGACGCAGCUGCAGUACGUGUCCGCCGUUCAUCGAAUGAUGCGGUGGGGUGCAGUGUGGGAGAUGCUUCGAGCUGCUGAGCCCAAGAUAGAGGGACUUGAGACCCUCCUGGAACCAAACUUUACGUCGAUCCUAAUGGAAAGCCAAGGACGCGAUGGGAAACUUUCGCAUGAUGUUCUCAGACCGAAUGUUGCGGGCGGUGCGACCCUGAGUUAUGCCGACAAAGAAUGGCUGGAGCAAGGAUCGACGAUAUACUUCAGUACUUUCCACCUGAUGCACCCUGUUUUAGACCAGGAGUACUUCAUGAAGAGAACACUGUCAUCUGCAGUCAGCGGUAAAGUUCCGCAAGAAAGCGCAGAAUGCGCCCUGGUGUUUCUGACGAUUGCUCUUGCUCACAUGGCUUCAACUGGGGGUGCCAGUUUGGAAAUGGACAACCAACCGCCGGGCCUGCACUAUUUCAACGAGGCGAGACGCCGCAUGGGAUUCUUCAUGGAAGAAUCCACCAUCGAAGCCGUACAGGUCUUCGUGUUAGCAGGGGGACUCAACCUGGAGCUCGAGUUGCCUGUGACAUCGCUCAAUACGACAGAAUGCGAAAUGUGGCCAGACAUGUUCUCAGACAGUCUGGUCCCAGAUGCAGGUUACGGCGUUUACGAGGAGCAUUUUUACUCGCAAAUCAGCAUGCGGAAGCUCGCGCUCGACAUACAUCGCACAUUGUUAACGGGUGAGUACUUCUCAGCAGCGCCUCUGACUCUGACCACUCUCCUCUCGCUGGCGCUCAGCGAUGACUUUGUCGUCAUAUGCCAGUUCUGA
This is a messenger RNA of Colletotrichum aenigma, 966 nucleotides long. RefSeq lists its product as uncharacterized. Bases 1 to 966 code for a protein of 321 amino acids. The transcript has 2 exons. Lineage: Eukaryota; Fungi; Ascomycota; Sordariomycetes; Glomerellales; Glomerellaceae. The record is from RefSeq and is a predicted model, not a curated record.